This is a messenger RNA of Exaiptasia diaphana, 1612 nucleotides long. Its product is annotated as protein ANTAGONIST OF LIKE HETEROCHROMATIN PROTEIN 1. NCBI's taxonomy places the organism in Eukaryota, Metazoa, Cnidaria, Anthozoa, Actiniaria, Aiptasiidae. The record is from RefSeq and is a predicted model, not a curated record. The transcript has a single exon. The coding region runs from base 191 to 1504 and encodes 437 amino acids.
UAAUAAAGAUAUUAUCCGUGAUCAAAACUUGAUCAAACUAAGUAUUUGUUCCAGAAACCUCAAACAAAAGCAUAUUUCCCUUUUCUUUUUCCUUUUUUUCUGUAUUUUGACGAAGUUUGAGUGCUCUGAUUAGAAAUGGCGUGACUUAGCGUGACCAUGACAACAAGGCUGCCGGCAGAUUCAAAAUAAAAUGGAGGACCAGCRCCRAACUUUACUUUUACAUGCAAUAAAACGAUCCAGAACACGUAGAGAACUUCUUUCUCGUUCUAUAUUUGGCAUCACUUCAUAUAGACGUCGUCAACUGAUGAGCUUGUGGCUUUCUUUGCUUCUGAUCUGUGGAAAUAGGGCRAAUUUAGCAACUUCCGCCAGAUUUCGAUCAUGUCGUAGAUUGAAACGUAAUACCGGUUGGUGGGAAGUAGUCCAAAGUUACUCAGCUUCAAGAUUCAAGAAAACCUUCAGAGUAUCCAAACGAACAUUCAAUUACAUCCUUCAACAUAUUCGACACAGACUUGUAAGACAAACAACUAGUGAAGACCCGAUUAGCCCCGAAGAAAGACUCRCCAUUUGUUUAUAUCGAUUAGCGAGGGGAGACUACUAUUUCACGAUCUCUGAAAUGGUUGGAGUUGGCCUGUCUACUGUCAGCACAAUUGUUCAUGAAGUCUGUCAAGCAAUUGUGGAGGAAAUGUGGGAACCUGCUGUCUCCAAACACAUGCCAAAAACAGAGAAUUAUGACUUUCGAGAGAAAAUGCUAGACACUGAAGAGAGUUGGCAAUUCCCAUGUUGUUGGGGAGCAAUAGAUGGCUGCCACAUUCCCAUGAAAUGUCCUUGUGGCGGAUUGGAGGCGGCCAAGGAAUAUCAUAACUUUAAGAACUUCUACAGUGUUGUAUUGAUGGGACUUGUUGAUGCCAAGUAUCGYUUUAUAUGGGCUUCCUGUGGCUAUCCAGGUAACAAUCAUGACUCUAUCAUUUUCCAGUCCACCAACUUAUGGCAAAAUAUUCAAUCUGAAGCUSUUAUACCUGAUAUUGCCAAGAAUGUGGGUGAUGUACCUGUGCCUCCUCUUAUUAUUGGAGAUUCAGCAUUUCCAUUCUGCACUUGGCUAAUGAAACCAUAUGGGAACUCAGUGCUCAACYGUAAACAAAGUUAUUUCAACUACCGCUUGAGUAGAGCUCGUAUGGUGACAGAGGGAGCAUAUGGGCAGCUUAAAGGUAGAUGGCGGGUACUUUUAAGAAAAUGUGAGAGUAGCCGGGACGAAGUCAGAUUGUCAACRUUGGCCUGUGUGGUAUUGCAUAAUGUUUGCAUUGAAAAAGGGGACUCUAUGUCAAAGAACCUGGAUCUCUCAGUGGAUCCAGUCACUCAAGAAAGAAGGAAUCGCACAGAAAUCCGCCAGCUGCUUCAAAUGAGGAAUUGUGAAAAAAUCAAGAACACUUCUGCUGAAGCACAAAAGAUCCAAGAUGCACUUUGUUCAAAACUGUGGACAGAGAAAGAGACUGGUAUUGUAUGUUAAUUUAUAUAGCAAUUUUCAUCAAACUGUGAAACAAUAGGCGAUUUGCAUUAUGGCGUCAUUUACUACAACUACCAGAAUGCUUUGCCCACUUUCUUUUGUAAUGCAAUU